This is a messenger RNA of Panicum hallii, 3938 nucleotides long. Its product is annotated as pentatricopeptide repeat-containing protein At4g33990-like. The transcript is spliced from 6 exons. Lineage: Eukaryota; Viridiplantae; Streptophyta; Magnoliopsida; Poales; Poaceae. Gene Ontology annotation, molecular function: protein binding; RNA binding. The coding region runs from base 70 to 2160 and encodes 696 amino acids. Gene Ontology annotation, biological process: RNA modification. The record is from RefSeq and is a predicted model, not a curated record.
CUUUCCCCGCUCCAAACAACUCGCCAUUCAAAACUCAACAGUGAAGCGGCGGCGGCUCGUCCGCACGGCAUGCCUACGCUUUACUCCGCCGUGAAGAGGGGAAUCAAAUUGAGGCUGCCUCGCCCUUCUCUUGCCUCUCGAGCGACGAUUCCUCGCCGCGGUUGUCGCAGCAGCUGCGGCCCUCCCGACGCCGUCGUCUCGCACGAGUCGCUCCUCCUCCGGCUGCAGUCGGGCCCCGUGCUCGCGGAGGUGCGGAGACUGCACGCCGCCCUACUGGUAUGCGGGUACCGUCGCAGCGCCGUCCUCUCCGCGCAGCUGGUGCGCGCGUACGCCAGGCUGGGGGGUGCAGGGCUCGGCCACGCGCUGGGUGUGUUCGACGGAAUGCCUAGGAAGAACUCCUUCGCGUGGAACGCCGUGAUUAAGGGCCUCGUCGACGCCGGCAGGUUCUCGGAAGCGCUGGAGCGCUACUGGGACAUGGUCAGUGAUGGCUCGGUCACUGCUGAUCGUUUCACUUACCCGCCUGUUCUAAAAGCGUGCGCGGCGCUUGGAGCUGUUGAGCAGGGGAGAAGGGUUCGAGAGAACAUUGAGACAGAAAUUGCCCGUGGCAGUGCGGUGCCCAAUUUGUUUGUGCAGUGCGCACUUGUGGACAUGUUUGCCAAGCGUAGGUGCUUGGGUGAAGCAAGGAGUGUGUUUGAGAGCAUGGGAGUAAGGGACUUGGUUGCAUGGACUGCAAUGAUCGGAGGGACCGUGCAUGGAGGGGACUGGUUCGAGGUGAUGGAUUUGUUCAAUCGCAUGAGGUCAGAAGGGUUUCUGCCUGAUUCUGUAAUUUUUGCUACUGUUAUUCCGGCAUGUGGUAGGGUGAAAGAGCUGAUGACUGGAAUGGCAUUGCAGGGCUGUGCAGUAAGAUGUGGAGUCGGCGAUGAUAUCUGUGUCAGUAAUGCUUUGGUUGAUAUGUACUGCAAAUGUGCUUGUCUGGAUGUGGCAGCUUCUCUUUUUUGGUCUAUCCAUUACAAGGAUGUAGUCUCUUGGAGCACCAUAAUCGCGGGGCAUUUACAAAAUGGAAUGUAUGGCUCAGGUAUCAAUUUGUUUACUGAAAUGGUUUCUUCAGGAGUAAAACCUAACUCGACUACUCUGGCAACCAUACUUCCUAGUCUUUCAGAACUCAAGUUAUUCAGAUAUGGAAAAGCAAUUCAUUGCUUCUCCAUUAGACAUGGACUUGACCACAGUGAGUUUCUGGUGAGUGCAUUCAUUGACUUCUACAGUAAACAAGGACUUAUUGGGAAAGCAGAAAUUAUAUUUCAGUUCACUCCAAAGAAAGAUUUAGUGAUUUGGAAUUCAAUGGUUGGAGGAUAUGCUGUGAAUGAGGAUUCUGAGUCAGCAUUACAUGCAUUAAGGGCACUGCAGAAAGUGGGACUAAGACCUGAUCAUGUGACUGUUGUUUCAGUUCUUCCGCUAUGCAAUCAACACUCCAGGCUUCUUCAGGGUAAGGAACUACAUGCCUAUGCCAUCAGGCAUAACAUAAGUUCAGUUUGCUCAGUUAGUAAUGCACUUAUAGAUAUGUACUGCAAGUGUGGUUGCCUAGAAAUAGCCAGCAAUACUUUUCUACUGAUGACAGAGCGCAAUGCUGUUACAUAUAACACUCUGAUUUCUUCUCUAGGAAAGCAUGGUCAUGAUGAUCAAGCAUUCAUUCUUUUUGACCUAAUGAAGAGAGAUGGAGUUUUUCCGGAUAAAGUGACUUUUGUAGCUCUGUUGUCAUGUUGUAGCCAUGCAGGCCUUAUUGAUAAGGGCUUCCGCUUCUACAAUUCCAUGUUACGGGACUAUAAUCUCACUCCAGAUAAGGAGCACUUUUCAUGCAUUGUUGACCUUUAUAGCAGAUCUGGGAAGCUUGAUGAUGCUUGGAGUUUUAUUGCAAAUUUACAAGAAGUGCCAGAAAUCGAUGUUCUUGGGUGUCUAUUGUCAGCAUGCAGAGAGCAUAAUAGAAUGGACAUUGCGGAGCUUGUCGCAGAAAGAAUAUUUGAACAAAACCCCAAUGAUCCUGGCUAUCAUAUUCUGCUGUCUAACAUCUACGCGAAUGCUGGAAUGUGGUCUGAUGUGACUAGGAUAAGAAAUAUGAUAGAAGAGAGGAGCUUGAAGAAGAGAACAGGAAAUAGCUUGAUUUGACCAUCGGCUUGUGGUUCCUCAUACAUAUUUGUAUCUAUUUGUAUCUAUGACUGCCAUAUUCAAUGGUAAUAUACAGAUCUUGCAAAAGUACGCAUGGUCACUUAAUACCAUAUCCUGGACACAUAAGACAAGAUCAAGAGUAAAACUGUUGAUAAAGAACACCAGAGCAACAGCUACUGCAUCAAAACAUGUUCAGAGGUCUUCUCUGGUGAAAUUUUCGUAUUUGUGGGCAUAGCUCUGAAGAAACAGAAGCAACCCACACUUCCAAUUAUGUUCUGUUUGAAGUUUUUCAGUGAUUGUGAAAUAUAUUUUUUGCCAUGAUUCUUGGGGGUUAUUUGCCGUGGCAGAUAGUUAGACUGCACAUGUCAGUGCAGUUUUUCUCCAUACUGGGUUUCAGCAUGACCAAGCUUUUGCUUACUCAUGAAUCAGUUCACCUGUUGCUAUCAUAUACAACAAUGGUGUCUCCAUCAAUGGAUGCCAAAAGUAGAAUCAAUAAAGCACCCGGAUUUCACUGAUGAUGCAUCAUAUGCCAUGCACAAGGGCAGUUAAUUAAUGAAGGUUCUGGGCCAACACAAAGGAGUGGUCUUAUGCAUGUUUUCAUCAGAUAGUGGAUACCCUGCUUGUGCUAUCGAGCGUUGCUGCUGUCUGAAGUUUGUGCAUUGGAUUGAGCUCAACAACGUGGCCUACAUUAUUGCAGCCUUUGUCCCAUUCUGCUUCCCAGAAUCUAUGGGUCCAGAGCUCCAAAAAGUGAAAAUGCUAUCACUUGAUUGAUGGUUUGUGCUACUAUUAUUGUGCCAUUGUGUAGAUCGAGUAGAUUAACUUGCAAGCUUCAAGAAGGUAAAGCUCAAAGCGAACGGGCAUCCUUAUCCGAUCCAGGUCACCUCUGUUCGUCGACUCUAUCAAAAAAGCGCCAAUGGCCGGUGUGAUAUGACUUGGACCACGUGCCAUCCUGCACCGGUUCCGGGACAGCUUGGCUUUCUUUAUGGUAUGCCUGCUAUCGCAAACUCUGGGAUGAUUUUCAGGCCAAGCCAAGUCGCACUGGACUGCACAUGUAGAACAUUGGAGUCUACUCUAAAGGCACAACCCGUCCAGAGUCAAGAUCCACAAGAACAUGCUGAAAGUCUCCGAGCAAACCGAUGGAAUAUUGAAAAGCCCGCCUGUUUCGAUUCGGCCCGAACAUGACUGGUAGCAACGAAAGCAGGUUGCUUACUUGUCAUGAACAUCAUGAUUCGCUAGGAGAGAGGAGGACUGGAGCGGGCAGAUGUACAUGAGAGAGAUGCAAGACUUCGAUCAAAUGCCGUGCAUGAUUGAUCGACGCGGGCCAUCCUGGAGACCGUGGGAACGAAAGGGUCGAUCCACGGCCACCGUCCCUAUCAACAUGAUCCCACUAAACGCUACUACUAAACAAUGUCAUGUCAAACCAAAAGGUUGUUCUCUGAUGAAAGCAAAAUCAGAAAGAUCUGCUACUGCUGGCUGGUAGGAUUAGCACGAUGGAGUAAUGACCAGCUUUGAUUUCUUUUCUUUUCUGUUUUUUUUUUGGGGCGGUGAGCCGUGGUAGAUGUUACUUCCGUGCCAACUCGUUGGACCCCUCUUCGGAGAGAGAGGACUCGUAUCAAAGGAAUGGUUAUACAAUUACUGCCCGGGAUUCACUGCAACCGAGGUGCACGCUUCCCCUGGCUGGCAGCUGGCACAGCCUGACCGACCAUGAAACACGAGUGUUUUUGUUUAAGGGGGUUUUCUUAAUGCUCCCGGAGGAGUGCAGUUUAGGGUGUGUUCGA